Messenger RNA from Puma concolor (puma), 1323 nucleotides. NCBI's taxonomy places the organism in Eukaryota, Metazoa, Chordata, Mammalia, Carnivora, Felidae. The record is from RefSeq and is a predicted model, not a curated record.
AUGGUUGCUAGGGUGACAGCGAUACAACAUGGCGGCCGGAUCCUAACGCUUUCUGUCCAGGAGCCAGCGCGGAGGUCCCGGUUCAGGACCCUGCCUCAGAGGAGUGGAAGCCAGGGGGCCUCCCUUUCUGCCCCUUUCUUCUCCGCCCAGUGUCGGCAAGGGCUUGUCGUCGACUUCCGCAUCCAGGAUGAAGAUAUCGAGCAAGUGAACAGUCUACGGGAGAUACAAGCACUGAGGCGCCUGAACCCACACCCGAACAUCCUCACGUUGCACGAAGUGGUUUUUGACAGAAAAUCUGGUUCUCUUGCACUAAUAUGUGAACUUAUGGACAUGAAUAUUUAUGAGCUAAUACGAGGGAGAAGACACCCAUUACCGGAGAAGAGAAUUACAUGCUAUAUGUACCAGUUAUGUAAAUCCCUUGAUCACAUGCACAGAAAUGGAAUAUUUCACAGAGAUGUAAAACCAGAAAAUAUAUUAAUAAAGCCUCGGGGCUUCGCCGCUGGAUGGAGCAGCGGCCCGGGAGAAGGGAAGGGGCUGGUCUCCCCCAGAGGCGAGGAGGGUGUGGGGUUGAAGAGGCCCAGGGAGGGGCAGGGUGGUGCCCGAGUGCUCCGAGCGGAUCGCGAAGGACGAGCAGGUGCGUUUAAGGUCGGCCUUCAGCCCCUCUUCCCCGGAGCCAACGAGCUGGACCAGAUCUCAAAAAUCCACGACGUCAUCGGCACACCUGCGGAGAAGACUCUCACCAAGUUCAAACAGUCGAGAGCUAUGAGUUUUGAUUUUCCUUUUAAAAAGGGAUCAGGAAUACCUCUACUGACAGCCAAUUUGUCCCCGAAAUGCCUCUCCCUCCUGCACGCAAUGGUGGCCUACGACCCCGACGAGAGAAUCACUGCCCAUCAGGCCCUGCAGCACCCCUACUUCCAGGACCAGAGGGCAGUGGAGAAGCAGGCUCUGGCCAGCCACAGGAAGUCCGUCUUCUCAGAGUGCCCCGUGGCUCCGGAACUACUCCUUAACGGCUGGCAGACUUCAAAGGAGGGCAGCAAACAGAAACCGUCCCUAAAGCCAGAGGAGGACCCUCCCACGAGACAGGGACCCGCCUGCCUGAUGCAACUGCCCAAACUGAAGCUUUCGGGAGUGACCGAACUGGCCUCGUACCCCAGCCCCGUGCUGCACUCCGUGUUCGGACCCGGAGCGAACAGCAAAGUCCCGGUGCCGAGGCCCCUGAAGUUUGUCGGCACAAACCAGAAGGCAGACCCGCAGAAGGACGUGAAGCCUAACCUGAAACAGUGUCGUCUGCCCUCAAUAGGGAGGAGAGGCGGCCGCUACUGA